Molecule: messenger RNA, 1248 nt
Organism: Aspergillus nidulans FGSC A4
Lineage: Eukaryota; Fungi; Ascomycota; Eurotiomycetes; Eurotiales; Aspergillaceae
Product: DUF3712 domain-containing protein
Exons: 4
Coding region: 1-1248 (415 amino acids)
Cellular component (GO): fungal-type vacuole membrane
Source: RefSeq, a predicted model, not a curated record
AUGUCGUCCGUCAGCUCUCCAGAAAAGCCUGCGAAGGUAGCCCCUAAGAAUACACUGGGCUCCUUUAGGGGUCCUCUUGCUGGCAGCGAUGUGGAUAUCGAGUGCAUCGAGAAGAUCCCAGGCGAGGUCUCGCUCGUUGAGCCCAAGGUGAAGCAGAAGAGGGCGCAGCGAGUGAAGCGGCAUUUUGCGCGGUUCUUUUGCUGCUACAUCUUCUGGAGCGUCAUUUUCCUGGCGAUUUUCUUGCCCAUCUUUUUCCUCCUCAUCAUUCCUGCUAUCUCUCAGAAUGUCCUUGAUAGGGGGACGCUUCUGCUCGUGAAUGCGACAAUUCUCGAGCCGCGGCCUGAUUCGGUUUUGCUUACGCUCGAAGCUGCUCUGGAUCUUCCAAUUGCGCUGCCCGUGCGAAUAGAGCCGUUUGACCUGCACGUCUACAAUCAGGACAUAGAAGGCAACAACACCAUCUUUACAACGCAUCUUGAUGGCACCAUUAUCCACGGGAACACCACGCUCGGGGUCAAGGGCGUACGCACCCCAUUGAACGUGCCCCUGUGGACAGACUACGUCCACAAAGUUGUAUUUGAGCCGCAUGCGCCGUUACCUGUGAAAGGAGAAACAAAUGCAUAUCUCGGUAAACUGAAAAACCAUGUCAAGCUUGACAAGAACAUCCAUCAGAACACCCUCAACAAAUUUCCUGGCUUCUCUAUCGACGAUCCCAAGUUGGUGUUGGAUCAGCCCGAUCAUAAUUUGGUGGCCAACGCAACCCUCCCUAAUCUGUCCGUCAUGACGUUGCAAAUUGGAACGACCAUGCUCGACCUCAAAGCCGGCAACUACACACUCGGCAACGCAACCAUUGACAAUCUCAUCCUCUACCCGGGCAAUCACUCGGUUCCGGUGAAGGGCACCCUGGACCUUGAUUACCUCAUGGCGAAUCUUCACGGUAUUCUCGAGACGCAAGGGGACGCUUUAAGCCGAGGAGUCUUGCGGCUUGACGCAGUCGGCCGGUCGGCUACCUACGACGGCCAGCUGGUCCCGUAUUACACCGAGGCUUUGAAGCAGCUCACACUCUCUGCGGAUGUUUCGCUUGGGGGGCUGGUGAUGAACACGAUGCAGGGCGUCCUUAGCCCGAACGGGACGAACAUCUUCCACAACCUGACGAACCCGGAUGGACCAACAAAUAUCCACGAUAUUAUGAACUCGAUUGACGAUCCGGAUGGGAGCUUGGGGCUGAAUAAAACGACAACAAAUUCAUAG